UUCAGUUGUAUCUCGGUCGGACUCCCCGGCAAUUCGUCGUUCAAUUCGAAAACUUAAAACGGUUUUUUUUUUUAUAAUAUCAAAUAUGUCUUGGUCGUAUGAUGACGGUGUGUAACAAACGUCUAUUCCUUAUAACGAAAACAAAAAAAAAUGCAAUUUCCGUUUGACCCAAGUAUUUACGAUAAUCGCCGGGCCCUUACGACUGCAGCUAUGAUACUUUUCGUCAACAGCGUCUACGGGGAAAAAGGAGUUAUACUCAUGUACACUUUUUUCGUGUACCUACGAGUAUUAUUUCAGAAGAAUGAUUUUUGAAUGUCGAGUAUGUGAUACGCAGAAAAAAAUACAUAGUUAGGCCAACUACUUAUUUUUUUAUUCCAACUAGAAAUGUAUUGUGUCUCUUUAUUAACCAUAAUAUUUUAGUUGGACCUACUAUACAAUAUUUUUCCUGUAGGCAAUGUAAUGUUUUUUAUUUUUCCGUGUUAAAACCUAACGAUUAAUUUUUGUUCGAUGCGGUAAAAACAUAAAAUCAAACACGAUUCCCAUUUUCGCCGGUCUCUUCGUUGAAAUGAACUCGGUUCAGUUAUAGAAUUAGUUUGGUUAAGACAUUACCGAUUGGGAAACGGUCAUCGAUGGCGGAUAAAAAUGAGAGUACAGCCGUCGCGUCGUUGCCGUUGUCGACGACGACUAGUUUCACUCUCGGACGCUUCUCUAUUAUAAUAAUAAUAAUACAUCGAAUUUGACCCGAAGAGAAGCGAUAGCGUUUUGACCACCGUCUGUGUUUGUUCCUUUCAAACGGGGUCCGAUGGGAACGAUGUCGGUCGGAGAUAAUAGUGAUAAACACACGCACACGAGUUGUGUUUUUUAACGGUUGCGGCCACGCGUUAAAUAAUUUUUAAUGGAUGUACUCCAAAGGGCAUGGACGACGACGGGACUUCCAGGGGAGUGAUAAGACCGUCCCCCGCUCAUAUCAGGACCAUUACAACGUCGGGUCACAUCACUACUGUUCUGAAUGUGCCGGACGGACAGACCCAAAACGAGAGCACGGCCACAGAUACAAUGGCACAGCUGAAAGUGCAACAACAACAACAACAACAACAACAGCAGCAGCAGCAGCAGCAACCGCAGAGAGAAUUCGGACACGACGGUACACACAGUUUGUCCAGGAACUGUACGCCAGACAACACGGAAUGCGUACCGUCGGAGGUGCUCAUGGAAGGAUUCGCCGAGAACAGCACCCCGGCUGUGCGUUCGCCCAUAGAUCCCGUGUCGCCGGACGAAUACCAAAAAGAGCACAGCCCACCGACCGAAGCCAUAAGACUCCGGAGGAACGUGGACGGCACCGAAGUGCAUCUUCAGAUACCCAUGGAGAAGUUAUCCACGUUCCAGGGGUAUGUGACCUCCGACUAUGCGAACAACCAGCGAUACCAACGCGUCAGGUAUCUGGAGUACCGAGGGCAGCAACCGGAAGACGGUGGUUUCGUCGACCAACCGUUACAACUGCUUAAGUACGAACAUCACCAACCAGGCAAAAUGGACUCAAAUUCGAGUUACGUGACCCUAGAGUCGGUAACGGACGCUUACCAGCAGCAACAGCAACAUCAGCAGCAGCAACAAAGCUACCAACCACAAAAUAGCUAUCAGACUUACCAGACGUACGAGGGCGAACCACAGCCGGACAUGUUCAACAUGUACGACAAAGGCGGGCACGGGGGAGAGGAGUACGGGUCCAAAAACCACCAAAAGUCUUACCAACAGACCAUAAUGCAGCAGCAACAGCAACAAUCGGAAUACCAAGACGACGGUAACGGGGGCGAGACUCAAUCGGAUUUUUGGUCGCAUGAAAGUCAAGUGACCGAUUUCGGAACUACCGACGACCAAAGUAUGUCCGCUGCCAACGCUUUGCAAAUGGACGGGUUGGGUCCCCCGUCCGACGGUGGAGUACAGGUGACGUCUCAGUAUGCCAUUUUCCAGACCGGCAAUCCCGGACCCUCUUGGAUCGACGAACACUACGACCAGAACGGCAUCUUGAAUGUAGACAUCAAGGAAUGCGUCAAUUGUGCAGCCAACGUUACGCCCUUGUGGAGGAGGGACGGCACGGGCCAUCACCUGUGCAACGCGUGCGGUCUGUACAAUAGGAUCAAUGGAGUGAAUCGACCCCCGGUUAGAUCGGCUCAGAAAAAAACCACACAGCACAGUGGAAACAAAAGAUCCGGUGUGUCAUGCGCCAAUUGUUCGACAAACACUACCACGCUCUGGAGAAGAAACAACAACGGUGAACCGGUGUGUAACGCCUGCGGACUGUACUUUAAAUUACAUAACGUUAAUAGGCCGUUGACGAUGAAAAAGGACGGGAUACAGACGCGAAAGAGGAAACCCAAAAACCCGUCGGUCGGUUUCACUCAAAAUUCGUCAUCCAAGGAGAAACCACAAAGUAACCACACUAGCGAACCCACGACAAAACUUUUGCUUCCGCAUUUGUUCACUGGUUCUUCGGACGGUAAACUUCAACACAGUCAACUUGGUUACGAAUCCACUGUAAUGACAACCCAAGAUCACUUUUUACCACAUGGUUCUCAACUUCACAUUGUACCUCUUCCGCCAACGUCGACAAAUAUUGGCCGACACAUUCCAAGUAACGGUCAAACCAUGGACCACAUGAGCUCCAGGGAUAAUAUCAUGUUGACCAGCGUUAUCACGUCGACAGGAAAUCAAACCAGAGAUGAUUAGAUAGUACUUAACAAUAACAAUUAUAUACUUAGGAUGAAUAUAUUGAUGCAAGUUCAUAUAUCUUUUUUACAUAACGUUAUGCGCGAUGAAAAUUGUAUAUUAUUGAUUAUUAUACAUAUUACAAAGAAAUAAACGGCAACGUCGACCAUUAUUUUAUACUUUAGAUAAGUUUUUUUUUUAAGAUAGAUGUUUAAUUUUAUAUUUAGAACUCGAUAAAAAUUUAACAAGUCCAAGUUAAUUGUUUAAUAUUUAUCGUUCAUUAAAUUAUUUUUUAAUUGUUUAUAUUUGUUUCACAUAAUAUAUAUUUAUAUAUUAAACAAUUUACAUACGUCUAAGCUCAAGCGUAUAAACUUUUUUCAUGGUAGAUUUAGAUUUUUAGGGCAGUAAAAUGUU
Adelges cooleyi (spruce gall adelgid) is the source of this 3120-nucleotide messenger RNA. RefSeq lists its product as uncharacterized. Lineage: Eukaryota; Metazoa; Arthropoda; Insecta; Hemiptera; Adelgidae. The transcript is spliced from 7 exons. Bases 916 to 2727 code for a protein of 603 amino acids. Gene Ontology annotation, molecular function: DNA-binding transcription factor activity, RNA polymerase II-specific; zinc ion binding; RNA polymerase II cis-regulatory region sequence-specific DNA binding. The record is from RefSeq and is a predicted model, not a curated record. Gene Ontology annotation, biological process: cell fate commitment; positive regulation of transcription by RNA polymerase II; negative regulation of transcription by RNA polymerase II.